Molecule: messenger RNA, 1103 nt
Organism: Psylliodes chrysocephalus
Lineage: Eukaryota; Metazoa; Arthropoda; Insecta; Coleoptera; Chrysomelidae
Source: the annotation of a GenBank genome assembly
GUGAACAUGAACUUCUAGAUUAUGAUCAAUAUCAGCGAAAUAACAUUGAAUUUUGGCGGAAGAGUGGGACUGGCCCACACCAUAAAAAGAUACCGGCCACCUCGUGGAUUUCGAGUUCUGUCAGCGAUGUACAUUCUGAGAGCUUUCGUUUGUUUCGUAGCGUCGCAGCUCCAGCUUGUAUUCGUCAGCGCUGGCAGAACGCCUAAGUUAUUGGAGCAUUCGGGCGCGUGCGGUACGAGGCAGUUUCAGUGGAAGCCCAAUAGGCAGCCCAAAGUUAUCGGGGGGCAGGUGCCACCCCCGGGUGCGGUACCGUGGCAAAUCGACUUACGCGUGGGAGAGGAUAAGCAUUAUUGUGGUGGUGCGUUGAUUAGUAGUAGGUUGAUUUUGUCGGCGGCGCAUUGUUAUAAUGACGGGUUGGUUGCUGUUGCGGGUGCGCAUGGAUCGCCGGGUUCAUCUCUACACGAACAAACUCUGAAAGUGGAAAAAUUCAUUCCACAUCCUGACUUUAGAAAACUAGGAGCAUACUCUCACGAUCUUGCCGUACUUCUGGUGGCCGCUCCAGGAUUUAGGUUCAACGAAAUUGUCAAACCGGCAUGCUUUUCCGAUGACUCGCCAACUUCAGGUACAUGGUGCGAAGUUUCAGGUUGGGGAGCCGUGGAUCCGAAUGAUAUUGAGACCACCUCCCCAAUUUUAAAAGUCGCUGCUGUUCCUGUGAUAUCUUUGGAUACUUGCAGAUUGAAAACAGUCUAUGGAGGUAGAUCCCAACAAAUUUUAGAUUCAAUGUUAUGCGCAGGAUAUUUGAGAGGUGGCAUCGACGCUUGUAGCGGGGAUUCCGGUGGGCCACUAGUCUGCGAAAAAGGUGGUAAAAUGGAACUUACCGGUAUAGUAUCUUGGGGUGAUGGCUGUGCAAAAAGAAACAAACCCGGUGUUUACACCAGAGUUUCAAGCUUCUUGCCGUGGAUUAGGGAUUGCGCGACGGACUUGGGAGUCACGCUUUAAAACAUGUUAAUUUGAAAUCUAUAUGUGUGGGUUAUUAUUUAGUAACUACUAUAUUGAGAGUAACGGACUAAUAAUUAUGCACAUAUACAUUUUCAAUGUUUGGA